AUGGGGAGACAGCAGCUGGACUGGCAGCAACUGGAUUUACAGCCCCCACAGGAGCCACAGCCCCCACAGGAGCCACAGCCCCCCUUAGAGCCCCCACAGCUGGACCAGGAGCAGGCGGGCACACAGCAGCACACGGGCACACAGCAGCUGGAGCCACAGCCCCCACAGCAGGUCAUGGUUCUGGUGAACCAUGACCUGCGGUGGCUGUUCCGGAAGCUGUGGCUCCAGCUGCUGUGUGCCCGUGUGCUGCUGCAAGCCCGUGUGCUGCUGUGUGCCCGCCUGCUCCUGCUCCAGCUGGGUGGGGGCUGCAAGGGGGGCUGUGCCUCCUGUGGGGGCUGCAAGGGAGACUGUGGCUCCUGUGGGGGCUGCAAGGGGGUCUGUGCCUCCUGUGGGGGCUGCAAGGGGGGCUGUGGAUCCUGUGGGGGCUGUAAGCCCAGCUGCUGUCAGUCCAGUUGCUGCAAACCCUGUUGCUGUCAGUCCAGCUGUUGCAAACCCUGUUGCUCUUCAGGCUGUGGGUCUUCCUGCUGUCAGUCCAGCUGUUGCAAUCCCUGUUGCUGUCAGUCCAGCUGUUGCAAACCCAGCUGCUGUCAGUCCAGCUGUUGCAAGCCCUGCUGUUCUUCAGGCUGUGGGUCUUCCUGCUGUCAGUCUAGCUGCUGCAAGCCCUGUUGCUGUCAGUCCAGCUGUUGCAAACCCUGCUGUUCUUCAGGCUGUGGGUCUUCCUGCUGUCAGCCCAGCUGUUGCAAACCCUGUUGCUGUCAGUCCAGCUGCUGUGUCCCCGUGUGCUGCCAGUGCAAGAUCUGCUGUGGGUCUUCCUCCUGUCAGUCCAGCUGCUGCAAGCCUUAUUGCUGUCAGUCCAGCUGUUGUAAACCCUGCUGUUCUUCAGGCUGUGGGUCUUCCUGCUGUCAAUCCAGCUGCUGCAAGCCCUGUUGCUGUCAGUCCAGCUGUUGUAAACCCUGCUGUUCUUCAGGUUGUGGGCCUUCCUGCUGUCAGUCCAGCUGCUGCAAGCCAUGUUGUUCCCAGUCCAGCUGCUGUGUCCCUGUGUGCUGCCAGUGCAAGAUCUGAGGUUCUCAAUAAUUGGCUCUACCAAUUUCUUAACUCCUGAAGCCAGUUCCCAGGGAGCUCUGGGCUUCCUACUCCAGCUUUUGAGGGGAAGCAGUGAGUCACUGC
Molecule: messenger RNA, 1167 nt
Organism: Nannospalax galili (Upper Galilee mountains blind mole rat)
Lineage: Eukaryota; Metazoa; Chordata; Mammalia; Rodentia; Spalacidae
Product: keratin-associated protein 5-5-like
Exons: 4
Coding region: 1-1062 (353 amino acids)
Cellular component (GO): keratin filament
Source: RefSeq, a predicted model, not a curated record